AUGGAAGUGCCAGUCAUCAGCGAUGGCGUUCACCUGUCUGACUACAGACCCAGAAUCCAUUCAUCAGUGACUGACAGAGACUAUGUGUCUGAUUAUUAUCACUGCUAUAAUGAUGGCAGCCACGUAACACCACGAGGGCCUGAUUAUGCCACCUUGGAUGCCCCUCCAAACUAUGAAUUCUAUGCCAACACAGAAGUGUGUGGACGGAAAAAACGCAUCAGGCCGUCUCUCUACCAACUGUCUGUCAACCUUGAGGACAUCUCCAGACCUCCAAUGUACGAGGAGACCACAAGUGAACGCAUGGAAGGUGACGACUGUCAGGAAGAGGAGCAAACGGAGCAGCUUGCUCAACCAAUAAGAUUUGGCUGGGUGCAGGGAGUCAUGAUCCGUUGCAUGUUGAACAUUUGGGGGGUGAUCUUGUACCUGAGGCUGCCGUGGAUUACUGCACAAGCUGGCAUAGGUCUGACAUGGGCGAUUGUCCUGCUGUCCUCGUGUAUCACCGGCAUCACCGGUCUCUCCACCUCAGCUAUCGCGACCAACGGCAAAGUAAAAGGAGGUGGGACCUACUUUCUAAUUAGUCGAAGCCUUGGCCCAGAGCUGGGCGGGUCCAUUGGGCUCAUCUUCGCCUUUGCCAAUGCUGUGGCUGUGGCCAUGCACACCGUAGGCUUCGCUGAGACUGUUGCAGACCUCAUGCAGGAAAAUGAUGCUGCCAUGGUAAACCGAACCAAUGACAUCCGCAUAAUUGGCAUCAUUACAGUCACAUGUCUUCUUGGUAUCUCAUUGGCUGGCAUGGCGUGGGAGUCAAAGGCCCAGAUUGUGUUCUUCCUGGUGAUCAUGGUGUCGUUUGCCAGUUACGUUGUGGGAACCAUCAUCCCUGCAUCGCCGCACAAACAGGCCAAGGGCUUUUUCAGCUAUAAAUCGGACAUAUUUGCUGAAAACUUUGUACCCAACUGGCGGGGGAAAGAGGGAAGCUUCUUUGGAAUGUUUUCCAUUUUCUUUCCCUCGGCUACCGGUAUCCUGGCAGGAGCCAACAUCUCUGGAGAUCUGAAGAACCCAGCAGUGGCCAUUCCCAGAGGAACGUUGAUGGCAAUAUUCUGGACCACCUUGUCCUACCUCAUCAUCUCUGCUACUAUUGGUUCUUGCGUGCUGCGCGAUGCAUCCGGACUGUUAAACGACACCAUGUCUUCUUCCUCCACCAAUACGUGUGUUACUUUGGCUUGUCAGUAUGGCUGGGACUUCACUGACUGCAUCAGCAACAACACUUGUGUCUUUGGCAUCAGUAACUACUAUCAGACGAUGAGCAUGGUAUCAGCUUUCUCCCCCCUCAUUACCGCUGGUAUCUUCGGUGCAACGCUCUCCUCUGCUUUGGCCUGCCUGGUAUCGGCACCCAAAGUCUUCCAGUGUCUGUGUGAGGACAAACUCUACCCUCUCAUUGGCUUCUUUGGAAAAGGCUAUGGUAAAAACCAGGAACCGCUGCGAGGCUACCUGCUGACGUACAUCAUUGCCAUAUGCUUCAUUCUCAUUGCUGAGCUGAACACGAUCGCCCCGAUCAUCUCCAACUUCUUUCUGUGCUCGUACUGUCUGAUCAACUUCAGCUGCUUCCACGCCUCCAUCUCCAACUCACCCGGCUGGCGUCCAACCUUCAGGUUCUACAAUAAAUGGCUGUCCUUGUUGUGCGCCGUGUGUUGUCUGGUCAUCAUGUUCCUGCUGACUUGGUGGGCCGCACUCAUUGCCUUUGGGGUCGUCGUGCUCCUUUUGGGAUACACACUCUACAAGAGGCCCGCGGUGAAUUGGGGGUCUUCAGUGCAGGCCAGCUCCUACAGCAUCGCACUCAACCAGUGUGUGGGCCUCAACCAUGUGGAGGACCACGUGAAGAACUACAGACCACAGUGUUUGGUGCUGACAGGACCUCCCAGCAGUCGACCAGCUCUUGUGGAUCUGGUCAGCUGUUUGACAAAGAACCUCAGUCUCAUGAUGUGUGGCCAUGUGCUUACCGGCAAUCUCCCUCCACUGGUGCAAAGCAUUGACAGUCACAUUUUGUGGUUGAACCAAAGAAAGGUCAAGUCCUUCUACAAAAAUGUGCUGUCUGCAGACCUACGCUCAGGAGUGAACAUGCUGCUCCAGGGUGCAGGUUUGGGUAGAAUACGACCGAACGUCUUGCUAAUGGGUUUCAAGUCAGACUGGCUGAGUGACUCCCCUCAGGCGGCAUACAGUUACAUCGCAAUAUUGCAGGAUGCAUUUGAUCUUCAGUACGGUGUGUGUGUCCUGAGAAUGAGAGAGCGACUGGACGUUUCACAUCAGUCACAUGUCAAUCCAGGCUUUGAUGAAGGACCUGAGUGUAUAAACACUACAUAUAAACCGUCUGGAUUUCACAACAUCAGUGCAUCUACGGCGGUUCAAGCAAGAACGUUGUUCCGACAAAAGCAAGGAGAGAAGACAAUCGACGUGUACUGGCUGUCUGAUGAUGGAGGCCUCACCCUGCUGCUGCCUUACCUGCUCACUCGCAGGAAGUGCUGGGCCAAAUGUACAGUUCGAGUGUUUGUGGGCGGAGAAAGUUGCAGCAAAGAGGAGCGGAAAGAGGAGGUGUUGACAUUAAUCAAGAAGUUCCGCCUUGGUUUCCAUGAUGUUGAAGUGCUUCCUGACCUCCAUCAAAAACCUCAGCUUAGAAACAUUCACCACUUUGACAAUAUGCUGAGUUCCUUCAAGCGGGAUACCAAACCACAGAGUGAAAGUGAUUCUGAUCCAUCAAGAGAACAGACAGAACCCUGGGAGAUCACAGAGCAGGAUCUGGAGAGAAACAAGGCCAAGACUUUCCGUCAACUUCGUCUGAAUGAGAUUCUGCAGGAUUACUCCAGAGAGGCUGCACUGAUUGUCAUCACCAUGCCCGUGAGGAGGAGAGCGGUGUGCCCCAGAGUUCUCUACCUGGCAUGGCUGGAAGUCCUGUCACGUGACUUGAAGCCUCCAGUUUUGUUGGUCAGAGGAAACCAGGAAAAUGUCCUCACCUUCUACUGCCAGUGAAAUAUCUUCCUAUGUUUCACACAAUCACAAGUCAUACCACAACAACUGCUACCUUUUGAAGGAAUAUUGUAGUCAAAUGUUUUCAUGCCACCAAUAAUUAAAGGGGAACUGCACUUUUUUUUCUUUUUUUGCCUAUCGUAGGAAAGACAUGACAACGG
Molecule: messenger RNA, 3176 nt
Organism: Nerophis lumbriciformis (worm pipefish)
Lineage: Eukaryota; Metazoa; Chordata; Actinopteri; Syngnathiformes; Syngnathidae
Gene: slc12a3
Product: solute carrier family 12 member 3
Biological process (GO): cell volume homeostasis; chloride transmembrane transport; potassium ion import across plasma membrane
Cellular component (GO): apical plasma membrane
Molecular function (GO): sodium:potassium:chloride symporter activity
Source: RefSeq, a predicted model, not a curated record